This is a messenger RNA of Leptopilina heterotoma, 1511 nucleotides long. RefSeq names its product protein CLP1 homolog. NCBI's taxonomy places the organism in Eukaryota, Metazoa, Arthropoda, Insecta, Hymenoptera, Figitidae. Gene Ontology annotation, molecular function: polynucleotide 5'-hydroxyl-kinase activity. The transcript has 4 exons. The coding region runs from base 154 to 1419 and encodes 421 amino acids. Gene Ontology annotation, cellular component: nucleus; mRNA cleavage factor complex. The record is from RefSeq and is a predicted model, not a curated record. Gene Ontology annotation, biological process: tRNA splicing, via endonucleolytic cleavage and ligation.
ACGCAGCUUUAUGAACUGUGUAUGAACUACAUUGUUUACAUUUCCUUUCCAGUGGUCGUCUGAUUGUCUGAUGCCAUGCUUGGCCGAUUGUGUAGUUGUUGCAUUGUCUAUUUGUAAAUUUAUUUCAAUUUAAGAUUUUUAUAUCAAUGAAAAAUGACAGAAAAUGAUCCAAAACCACGAGAAUUCAAGUUGGAUGCUGAUUCUGAACUUCGAUUUGAAAUUGAAUCGAAAAAUGAGAAAGUUCUUUUAGAGUUGAAAAAUGGAUUAGGAGAGAUUUUCGGUACAGAGUUGGUUAAGGGAAAAAAGUAUGAAUUCCUUCCAGGCGCAAAAGUGGCAAUUUUCACAUGGCACGGUUGUACGAUUGAAUUAAUCGGCAAAACUGACGUGACUUAUAUUGCCAAGGAAACACCAAUGAUAAUAUAUUUGAACUGCCAUGCAGCCUUGGAGCCUAUGCGAGAUAUUGCAGAAAAGGGAGAAUCUCAGGGACCAAUUACUAUGAUUGUCGGCCCUUGCAAUGUCGGAAAGUCCACUUUGAGUAAAAUUCUGUUGAAUUAUGCCGCCAGAAUGCACAGGAGGCCGAUUUUCGUGGAUUUGGACGUGGGUCAAGGUCAGAUCAGCAUCCCUGGAACAAUUGGAGCCUUACUAGUCGAGAGACCUGCCAGUGUUACAGAAGGAUUUAGUCAACAAGCGCCUCUAGUUUUUCACUUUGGUCACAAUUCUCCUCAAUAUAACAUUGAGUUGUACAAUUUAAUCGUCACUAAAUUGGCGAAAGUGUGUAGAGAUCGCCUUCAAGCUAAUAAAAAGGCAAGAGCUUCUGGCGUAGUCAUCAAUACUUGUGGAUGGGUUAGAGGCGAUGGAUACAAACUGUUGACCCACGCUGCCCAGGCCUUCGAAGUCGAUGUGAUACUAGUUUUGGACCAGGAGAGGUUGUACAAUGAAUUGAAAGACGACAUGCCCGAUUUUGUGAAGGUUGUACAUUUGCCCAAAAGUGGAGGUGUUGUGGAAAGAGGACAAUCACAACGAGCAGAGACUAGGGACGCAGCGGUAAGAGAAUACUUUUAUGGAUUGAGAACACCACUUUACCCUCAUAGCCUUGAGAUUAAAUUUUCAGAAGCGAGGCUCUAUAAAAUCGGAGCUCCGAUUUUGCCAACUUCCUGUAUGCCAUUAGGAAUGACGGCGGAUGAAAAUAUGACAAAAUUAGUUGCAGUUUCGCCUGGACCGAAUCUCUUGCAUCAUCUGUUGUCAAUCUCAUUUGCAAAUUCAAAUGAAGAUGACGUUAUUCAAACAAAUGUAGCUGGUUUUGUUUGCGUAACAAAUGUGGAUGUUGAGAGGCAGACGCUAACUGUUCUAAGCCCUCAACCUAAGCUACCUCAGACAGUAUUGUUGGUUUCCGACAUACAAUUUAUGGACAGUCACUAGGACUUUUAUUACAAGUACUGGUACAAAUAUUAAUUACAAGUUAAAUGUAAUAUAUAUUUUAAUAAACAAAAACAUUUCUACGUUUUAAAAAA